AACCUGCACUCUAUAAGAUGUGACUGGGCGCGCGCGAGAGUUCCCACUUUUGAUUUCUGUAGUUUGGCGCAUAGACUCGGCUGUACGAUUGUUGUGAGAGCCGUACCGGAUCAUGGCUGGAGGAAAAGCUGGAAAAGACACUGGAAAAGCCAAGGCGACCUCUAUCACCCGCUCAUCCAGAGCUGGAUUACAGUUUCCAGUGGGUCGUAUCCAUCGACUUCUGAAGAACAGGACUACAAGUCAUGGGCGUGUGGGAGGCACAGCUGCUGUGUAUACAGCUGCCAUCUUGGAAUAUCUUACUGCAGAGGUUCUUGAGUUAGCGGGAAAUGCUUCCAAAGAUCUUAAGGUGAAGCGUAUCACUCCACGUCACUUGCAACUGGCCAUCAGAGGAGAUGAAGAGUUGGAUGCCCUUAUAAAAGCAACUAUUGCUGGUGGAGGUGUCAUUCCACAUAUUCACAAGUCCCUUAUUGGAAAGAAAGGUCAGCAGAAGACUGUUUAGUUCACAAGAACCCACUUGAAGCUUGGUCAUGGACAUCUUCUUUUUUGAGCAACUUACUUUGCUGACACAACUGAGUUGUUUAUGCAACCAAGCAACAGGACUGGAAUCUAAAUUUUAAGCUCCUUGGCUUCAAAGAAGCAAAAUCUACAAUGGCUCAGUUGGGGGAGGGGUGUUCUGUGGCUUUUAAUAUUUUUUAUAUAUUUUGAAGCAUUUUUUUGUAUAGAUUCAAUGAAAGUAACUAUGCGGGUAUCUCCUUGUUUUCCUCAAUAAAUGUGUAACCUAAA
This is a messenger RNA of Spea bombifrons (plains spadefoot toad), 783 nucleotides long. RefSeq names its product histone H2A.Z-like. Gene Ontology annotation, molecular function: protein heterodimerization activity; DNA binding; structural constituent of chromatin. Lineage: Eukaryota; Metazoa; Chordata; Amphibia; Anura; Pelobatidae. Bases 113 to 499 code for a protein of 128 amino acids. Gene Ontology annotation, cellular component: nucleosome. The record is from RefSeq and is a predicted model, not a curated record. The transcript is spliced from 5 exons.